AUGCCUUUCUCCGGAACCCUUCUCUCCAUUGUUGCUGUGAUGUCGCUGCUCGCUGCGUUAUAUACGUUUUUGCGAGGGGCUCACAAACGGGCAGUCCAGCAGACAUCCCACCGUGGAGUAAACGAUGCAGAGAAGGAGCGCCAUUUGCUCCAUGAUCCAAUUGACAAUCUGUGCCCUGGCGUGGAACGUACCAUCGACUACUAUCGAUCCCUUUUUUCCAAACUACACAACAUUGAAGAUCACCAAGACAUGCUACCGGAAGCCCGAGAGCUGCUCCUUUCUUUGCUUUCGGAAGCGAUUGCAAUCAACCCCGACAAGCACCGUGAUCUCUUUGCAAUCGACAUCUGUGACGAAGGCCAAUUGCUCGCAUUUUUACAUGACAGCCACAAGGAGGUCGGGGAAGCCUACACAAAGUACAUCCAGGGCCGGAAAGCGGGAGGCCCGCGGAUCCUCGCAGGAAAUCGCGAACAAGCAGUCGCGAUACUGACCCAGAUGGCACCCCUCAAGUUGGUAGACGGUGCAUGGCUGGGGCAUAUGCAUCACAUCACCACACUAUUUGAACUUCGGCACAUCACGAAGCAGGUCUGGCAAGUCCUCUCCGAGGAGCUGGGUGAUGGAUCACUACAUCUCCAUCAUGCAUAUAUCUAUCACAACCUGUUGUGUGAUCUCGGUGUGCGCUUGCCGGCACCGUAUGAGCCAAGUUUCAUAGAUCCCGCGCACCAAAUGAAGAGCCUCGGAGCAUGGAAGGCGGCGGUCGUCCAGCUUCUCAUAUCACUAUUUCCUGACGAAUUCUUACCGGAGAUUCUGGGGUAUAACCUGCACUUUGAAGGGCUGAAUCUCGAAACCAUGGUCCUGUCGAGAGAGCUUCAGGAACUCAAAUUAGAUGCACAAUACUUCCUUCUCCAUGUAUCCAUUGACAAUGCCCAUUCCGGACAUGCAAUGAUGGCUGCACAUACAGUCACAGAGUAUCUCUCACACAUCCGGAAGAAUGAAGGGUCUGCUGCAGCCAACACGGCGUGGAAGCGCAUUCAGGCGGGCUAUGCGUUGUCCGCACACCAGUCACAACACCUUCAGAGGGAUAUCUCUUCGCUGUUGUCAGAAGGCGUUAACUCGAACUUGGGUUCUAAUGAGACUGUUACCUUGGAAGUUGAUACUGACAAUAUCACAAAACUACUGGCAGACAAAGCCGCCGUAUCAAGCAAAUUGCAUUCCGGGUGUCGUGCCCGAAUUGGUGGAAAGCCCUUAGCGGAAUGGUUAGAAUCGAGCCUUAUUCGUUCUAAGAGCGAGGGGCGAGAUGCGCUCCACGAGUUGAGCAAUGCUUCCCCAUGGGUUGUAAAGGGAGCUCCCGAACGUAGCAGGUUGAUUCGUGAGCUCGAAGUAGGGGGCAAGAUGUUUGGCGCAUUUACCAUGGAAGAGGUGGAGCAUUUGAAGACUUGGAUUGUUUCCCUUGGCCAGAAAGAGCAAAGAGAGACAGCGUAUUGGGACUUUACGGGUCGAAGCCAAAACGACCAUGAUCGCCAUACCUCACUAGUCACAACACACUUACCAUUGGCAUCAUAUCCAGUUGCUUCUGAUAUUACACUGGAUGAAACGAUCUUCGAUGCCCCUUUGAAAUCCCACCCAAUACCCUCUAGCGCCUGCAACACUAUCUUGCCGUUAUGGUUUGCUCAUAUAUCGCUUCUGGAAUCAGUAGUGAGCAUUCCAACACGUGUCGCCUCAGAGCUCGGGGCAGCCAUAGUUCGGGCUUUGAGAGCUCAGUACAACUUCAGUCCAGAAUCAGAUGGUGUUACUGGAAUGGACGAAGUAAAUCGAGCUGGUAUGCCGGAUCUAGUUGAUAUUGGUAUUGAAAUCAUUGCUCGUCAAGGAUUCGCUCCGUUGCCAAGAUCCAUCUCUGACGUUCUGAGCGUGUGGCCUUCAACAUCUGCAGAGAUGCUCUUGAGUACAUCGAAGGCGCCCGUAAGGAACUUAGAUGUCCUCCUGGGGAUGUCGUUGGCCUUUUUAAGCCUCCAGUCGUCGGUCCUAUGCUCUCCUGGUUUCCUGUCCCAGAGCAGCCAGUCUGCCUUGAAGAACAUCAUUGAACGCGAAACCUCAUGUUUCCGAGUGGCGUACGGGAUUCUUCGUCUGGACAGUCAAAGAAUGCAAAACUUUACCAAAGGUUAUCAAAUAGCCCAGAGCAUACUUGGGCAGACCUUGUCGGCGGCUGAAUAG
Aspergillus nomiae NRRL 13137 is the source of this 2208-nucleotide messenger RNA. RefSeq names its product iron-containing redox enzyme family protein. The transcript has a single exon. Bases 1 to 2208 code for a protein of 735 amino acids. The record is from RefSeq and is a predicted model, not a curated record. NCBI's taxonomy places the organism in Eukaryota, Fungi, Ascomycota, Eurotiomycetes, Eurotiales, Aspergillaceae.